AUCCUUUCCCCUCCCAAAACCCUCGCCAGUCGCCACCCUCUUUCCUCACCCCCCUUUCUCUCUCUAGAUCCUUCACUCUUUCUCUCUCUCUAUAACCUUCACUCUUUCUCUCUAGAAAUGGCAGGUUCAGGGGUGGUCGCGGUGUACGGAAACGGUGCAAUUUCCGAGAGCAAGCAGUCGCCUUUUUCCGUCAAAGUCGGCCUCGCCCAAAUGCUCCGCGGCGGCGUGAUUAUGGACGUCGUGAACGCCGAGCAGGCUCGGGUCGCUGAGGAGGCAGGUGCGUGCGCCGUCAUGGCCCUGGAGCGCGUCCCCGCCGACAUCCGCGCCCAAGGCGGCGUCGCCCGGAUGUCCGACCCCCAACUCAUCAAAGAAAUCAAGCAGGCUGUGACUAUCCCCGUCAUGGCAAAGGCCAGAAUCGGGCACUUCGUCGAGGCCCAAAUCCUCGAAGCUAUCGGCGUCGAUUACGUCGACGAGAGCGAGGUUUUGACCCUCGCCGACGAGGAACACCACAUCAACAAGCACAAUUUCCGGGUGCCGUUCGUCUGCGGGUGCCGGAACCUCGGCGAGGCCCUCCGCCGUGUCCGGGAGGGCGCGGCGAUGAUCCGGACAAAGGGCGAGGCCGGAACUGGAAACAUCAUCGAGGCGGUACGGCACGUGCGGUCCGUGAUGGACAUUAGGGUUUUGCGGAACAUGGACGACGACGAGGUGUUCACCUUCGCGAAGAAGAUCGCGGCGCCGUACGAUCUGGUGAUGCAGACGAAGCAGCUGGGGAGGCUUCCGGUGGUGCACUUUGCGGCGGGAGGAGUGGCGACGCCGGCGGACGCGGCGCUGAUGAUGCAGCUGGGGUGCGACGGGGUGUUUGUCGGGUCGGGCGUGUUCAAGAGCGGUGACCCGGCGAAGCGGGCGAGGGCGAUUGUGCAAGCGGUGACGCACUAUCAGGACCCGGAUGUGCUGGCGGAGGUUAGCUGCGGGUUGGGGGAGGCGAUGGUGGGGUUGAAUUUGAAGGAUGAGAAGGUGGAGAGGUUUGCGAAUCGGUCUGAGUGAUGGAGUUAAUGGACUGUUUGGGUGGAUUGGUGGGUUUAAGGGACUGUUUGGAUGGGUUUAGUGGGUUUUUCACAUGUAAAAAAUUAAGAUAAUGUCGUGGGUCACCGGGGUUUUGGGUUUCUUUGUUGUUGGAAACUUGGAUGUUGUAUUGAUUUUGUUUGCGUAAUAAUGGAUUAAGUUAUGUUUUC
Pyrus x bretschneideri (Chinese white pear) is the source of this 1232-nucleotide messenger RNA. Its product is annotated as pyridoxal 5'-phosphate synthase subunit PDX1.3. Lineage: Eukaryota; Viridiplantae; Streptophyta; Magnoliopsida; Rosales; Rosaceae. The record is from RefSeq and is a predicted model, not a curated record. Gene Ontology annotation, biological process: amino acid metabolic process; pyridoxine biosynthetic process; pyridoxal 5'-phosphate biosynthetic process. Gene Ontology annotation, molecular function: amine-lyase activity.